This is a messenger RNA of Musa acuminata AAA Group (dessert banana), 2454 nucleotides long. RefSeq names its product interactor of constitutive active ROPs 3. The record is from RefSeq and is a predicted model, not a curated record. NCBI's taxonomy places the organism in Eukaryota, Viridiplantae, Streptophyta, Magnoliopsida, Zingiberales, Musaceae. The transcript has 3 exons. The coding region runs from base 551 to 2362 and encodes 603 amino acids.
ACUCUUUCAGUCCACUUCCCCUUCCCACUACCCUUUCUCCUCCGCUUUGAGUUCCACUCGGGGAGCUUUCGACAUCGUAUACACAAAAAAUGUAAAUAGGAGUGCUUUAUUCUUCUUCCCUAUCAUUCUUAAUGUUGUUGUUUCGGGUCAGAGAUCUUUAAAGGCGUUCGACGAGUAGUGUGUAGACUGGAUUCCUUCUGCAAGUGAUCACCUUUUGACUCGGUGUUUCAAGCAGCUGCUAUCUGCACUGAGAAAAAUGGAGCAGAGGUAAAGGGAAAAGCAGCAGUUCUGCUCGAAUCCUUGCCUCAAUUUCUACGUUUGGUGCUCGUCGAGAAUGAGUACCUGAUUAAGUGUAAAGGGACUUCCGCGGCUGUCGUUCCUCUCCGUUGUUGUUCUAAACCCUCCCGUUUGGGGUUAGCAAAAAAAAUUGUAGUGAAGAAGAAGAAGACUAACACUGUCACAUGCACAUGAUUCUCUCACAAUGAUGUCUCUGUGUUCUUCUGACUUUGCAGGGUAGGCCUGUCAGAACAUACAACCGAGAGUUACCAACAUGCAGAUACCCAAAACAAGGAAUGGAUCAUCAGAAGUUCCAGGCAAGAAUUCUAUGCUGACGCUUAAAUCGAAAUGUCCCACAAAGGUGACUGGAUCGGAAUUGAAUACUUCUUCUACAAAUUCAUCCAAACUUCUCGCUGAUAGAAGUCCCAAGAUCGAAUGCCGCACAGCUAAAACCAUGGAGACUGAGAAGAGAGGCUCAAGCAGGGUCACCGAGUUGGAAUGUCAGAUCGCUCAGCUCCAGGACAAUCUGAAGAAGACAAGGGAUCAGCUGAAUUGUACCGAGUCAUGGAAGAGACGAGCCCAGCAGGAAUCAGAGGAGGCCAAGAAACAGCUUUUAGUCGUGGCUCUAAAGCUCGAAGAUUCCAAAAGCCAGAUGAUGGAGCUAUCAGCAGCAGAAGAGUCACGGAUUCAAGAAUUAAGAAAGAUUUCUCAGGAACGUGAUCGAGCAUGGCAGUCUGAGCUGGAAGCCAUCCAGAACCAGCACUCCAUUGAUACUGCAGCACUGGCAUCCGCCAUGAACGAGAUACGAAGGCUGAGGCUUCAGCUCGAGAUGGUCCUUCGAUCCGAGGCUGCACUUACAAAGAAGUCUGAAGUUGAACACAUAGAGAUGCAGUCUUCAAAAAGAGAUCUCGCGGAGGUGUCAUUCUCCAUUGAAAACCUAAAACUUCAGCUCAUAAGUAGUGAAAAAGCUGAAGCUGAAGCAAAAUCCACGCUUGCUGAGACAAGGAAACAACUGGAAGUUGCACAGAGUACAAUUGAAGCUCUCCUUACUGAUGGGUCAAAACUCAUGGAAUCUUUCAGUAUCGUAGCUACCGAACUAAAAGAAUCCAGAUCACGAGUCAAGUCACUUGAAGAAACUGUGAAGAGACUGCAGGAAGAGCGGUUCACUGCUCAUCUCCAAGCCUUAGCUGGUUUUGGCAAUCCAAAAAAGAUCUGCUUCGGUUCUUUAGACUCUGAAGUGGAACAGUUGAUGUCAGCACUAGAAGAAGCUUGGAUCAAGAAUCAGCAAGAGCAGAUCGAGAGAACAGUGAAGAUCCAGUGCACUCGUGAAAUGAUGGAGAAAAUGAGUACUGACUCCAGACUAAGAGAAUCUGAACUAGAAUUGCGACUAAUUGAUACUGAAUCAGAGGUUACUGUGCUCAAGUCCAAUCUGUUUGACAAGGAAGAGGAGCUACAGAGAAUCUCAGAUAUGAACAAGAAGCUGCUUGCAGACAGCGAGGAAGCACGAGAAAAUCAAAUUGAAUCCGAACUUGGUUUAAAGCUAACAAAAUCAAUUGCUGAUGCUAAGGAUUUAAAGUCUAAACUAACAAAUUUGGUGAUAGAUCUACAGAGACUAUCUGAAGAGAAUGAGCAACUAAAAUCCGAGCUGAGGAGGACUGAAACAGAGAACCAUAAAGCUUGUGAAGAAGCAAUAGCCGAGAUGAAGUCAGCUAAGGCUGCGGAGGAGGAGGCACUGAUGAAGCUAGGAUCCAUUUCCGACAAAGCUGAGAAGAACAACCGAAGGGCUACAUGGGUGGCUGAAGAGCUGGAGGCAGUUCAAGCGGUGAAGUCUGAAAUGGAAGCUGAACUGAGGAAGCUCAAGGUGCAAGCGGAACAGUGGAGGAAGGCAGCUGAAACUGCCAUUAUGAUGCUUACGGCUGACAACAAUGGGAAAUUUUUCGGAGCUGUGGAUUCCGAGCGCAAAUCUGCUGAAGGGAAGUUGAUGAGCUUACGCCUCUCCGAUGACAUUGGUGAGGAAUCCUCGAGGAAGAAGAAAAACUAUGUCCUUAGAAGAAUCAGAGGGAUGUGGAACAAGGAGCAGAAGUAAUAGUCAAUUUGCAUCUGCAGUUUGUAAUGUUAAUCGAAUGCCUUGGCUUCUGUUUAAUAUUGAAACAAUAAAUAAACAUUUGUGUUUCCGGA